Messenger RNA from Fulmarus glacialis (Northern fulmar), 1322 nucleotides. It is a transcript of the gene SYT12, whose product is annotated as synaptotagmin XII. Gene Ontology annotation, biological process: regulation of dopamine secretion; cellular response to calcium ion; regulation of calcium ion-dependent exocytosis. The record is from RefSeq and is a predicted model, not a curated record. NCBI's taxonomy places the organism in Eukaryota, Metazoa, Chordata, Aves, Procellariiformes, Procellariidae. Gene Ontology annotation, molecular function: calcium ion binding; phosphatidylserine binding; calcium-dependent phospholipid binding.
AGAGGAGCCAAGGCCAGGAGCGAUGGAGGGGGAGCAGCUAUUUAGCAUCCCUGCUAAAAAAAUCAAAAGGCAUUUUUAAAUUUUUUCCCUUUAUCCUAACCCAUUGUCUCACGUGUUGCAGGCUGUCCCACUAGUGGGGAACAUUUGCCAUGGACAACGGUCAUGUAAGCAGAUACCGCUUAAGCGUCGCCACGAGCCCGCCUCGGUGGGAGAUCGGUAUCUACGCUGCCGGCGCCUUGGCACUGCUGGGGAUAGCCGCCGUCAACCUCUGGAAGCUCUGGCGCUCCGGCAGCUCCCCGGCCCCUUCCCCCUUCCCCAACUACGACUACCGAUACCUGGAGCAAAAGUACGGGGCAGCGUAUUCGGAUGUCAAACACAAGCGAGGGAUGGCCCCGAGCUCGCAGAGGGCGCUGGAUAAGACCUCACCCAUCCGCAAGGCCAGCCUGCGGGCAGAUGACACCUUCGAGAGCAUUAACGAGCUGGGGAGCCUGGAGCUGAUGAGCAAAGACCUGGGCUUGGCCUCCUACGGCCCCUUGAAGAAAUCCAUCUCGGCUGACUCCCUCAGCUCCAUCUCCUCCAUCGGGAACAACUUUGGGCAGGAUUUCACAGUGGGGCAGGUGGAGGUCUCCAUGGAGUACGACGGGAAGGCAGCCACCUUGCACGUGACGCUGCUGCAGGGCAAGGACCUGCUGGAGAAGGACGACGCUCGCUUCGAGUCCUGCUUCAUGCGCAUCAGCCUACUCCCGGCCGAGCAGAUCGUCGGCAUCUCCCGGAUUCAGCGGAGCGCCUACGCCGUGGCCUUCGACGAGCGCUUCUCCAUCCCACUGGACCCAGUGGCGCUGGAGGAGAACAGCCUGCGCUUCUCCGUCUUCGGCAUCGACGAGGACGAGAGGAACGUCAGCACUGGCGUGGCCGAGCUCAAGCUCUCCGACCUGGACCUGGCCACGCGUCCCUUCAACGCCUGGCUCUACCUGCAGGACAUGAACAAGGCGGUGGACACGGUGGGGGAGAUCCUGCUCUCCCUGAGCUACCUGCCCACGGCCGAGCGCCUGACGGUGGUGGUGGUCAAAGCCAAGAACCUCGUGUGGACCAACGGCAAAGUGACCGCAGAUCCCUUCGUCAAGGUGUACCUGCUGCAGGACGGGAGGAAGAUCAGCAAGAAGAAGACAGCAGUGAAGAGGGAUGACACCAACCCUGUGUUCAACGAGGCCAUGAUUUUCUCGGUGCCGGCCAUUGUGCUCCAGGUCCGUCCCGGCUCAGGGGACAUGUCCCAGUGGGGGGCACAUCCCACUGCUCCUCGAGGUCCCCAGGUCCCUGCGCUA